This is a messenger RNA of Punica granatum (pomegranate), 5946 nucleotides long. The record is from RefSeq and is a predicted model, not a curated record. Lineage: Eukaryota; Viridiplantae; Streptophyta; Magnoliopsida; Myrtales; Lythraceae.
AAAAUUACUUCAAUUCCCUGCAAUUGCACUUGCACGGGAGAGGAAACGAAACACGAACACGAUCCACAGGCGGAACUUGAGACAGAACCAACAGAUCCGAGCUUCGAAUGCUGCUCUCCCACUCUCUUCUCCCCUAGAUCUCCUCUGAUCGCAGCGAAAGGUGAGGGCGAGCUGAGGUUGGAUAAAUGGCGGGCGGAGCGGCAGGUGGGUUCGUGACCCGAGCAUUCGAGUCGAUGCUGAAAGAAUGUUCCAGCGCCAAGAAGUAUCCUGACCUCCAGAAGGCCAUCCAGUCAUAUAUAGAUGACAGUAAAGAUGUGAAUCAGAACUCUGGUUGCAGCGAGACAAAGCAAAACACAUCUGCUGCUGGAGAUGGGAGUUCUGCUGAGCCAGAAGGUGGAAGUGCAAAAGAAGGAAUAGAACCAGAUAACUCAAAUGCAGAAGCGCAUAGAACUGAGGGGGUGGAAAACGCUGGUGCACUGGCAGGUGGUAGAGAUAUCGCCACAGCCUUAGCAAGUGCAGGCAACACACUAGAAGGACCUCAAGCAGAGCUUGUUUUGAAUCCACUAAGACUAGCUUUUGAAACAAAGAAUAUGAAAAUUCUGGAUCCCGCUGUUGAUUGUCUUCAUAAACUCAUUGCUUAUGAUCACCUAGAGGGAGAUCCUGGGUUAGAUGCUGGUAAAAAUGUCCCUCUGUUCACCGACAUUCUAAACAUGGUUUGCAAUUGCAUUGAUAAUUCAUCUCCUGAUAGUACCAUUCUACUUGUGCUGAAGGUACUUCUUACUGCUGUAGCAUCAGCCAAAUUUAGAGUGCACGGGGAGUCUUUGCUUGGAGUUAUUCGAGUCUGCUAUAAUAUUGCUCUCAAUAGCAAAAAUCCCAUUAAUCAAGCAACCUCAAAGGCAAUGUUAACUCAGAUCAUUAGUAUCGUUUUCCGAAGGAUGGAGACUGAUCUGGUUAGUGGUCCUUCAGCUUCAGAUGGACAAGCAGAAGUUGCUUCUGAAGAAAAUUUGAAACCAAAAGUGGACGAAACCUCCUCGAGUGAGCAAGAUGAAAAGGGCAUGACGCUAGGUGAUGCCUUAACUCAAGCCAAAGAGACAUCAGUUGCAUCUGUUGAGGAGCUCCACACACUUGCUGGCGGCGCCGACAUUAAGGGUUUAGAGGCAGUUCUCGACAAGGCAGUGAAUACUGAAGAUGGUAAAAAGAUUGCACGAGGGAUUGACUUGGAGAGCAUGAGCAUAGGACAACGUGAUGCUUUGUUGGUAUUCCGCACACUUUGCAAGAUGGGUAUGAAGGAAGAUACCGACGAAAUUACAGUAAAGACUCGUAUACUGUCGCUGGAGCUUCUGCAGGGAUUACUUGAAGGGGUUAGCCAUUCAUUUACCAAGAAUUUUCACUUUAUUGAUUCUGUCAAAGCAUAUCUUUCAUAUGCUUUGCUGCGAGCUUCAGUUUCCCAAUCCCCAGUGAUAUUUCAGUAUGCGGCUGGGAUCUUCUCAGUACUUUUGUUGCGCUUUAGAGAAAGUCUUAAGGGUGAAAUUGGCAUUUUCUUUCCUUUAAUAGUUCUACGAUCGCUUGAUGGCCUUGACUCUCCAACUACCCAGAAAUUAAGUGUCCUUCGGAUGCUUGAAAAAAUUUGCAAGGAUCCCCAGAUGCUUGUUGAUGUCUAUGUGAACUAUGACUGUGAUCUUGAGGCACCAAAUUUGUUCGAGCGCAUGGUUACCUCUCUGUCUAAAAUUGCCCAAGGAACACAGAUUGCAGAUCCCAAUUCUGCUGCAGUUUCCCAGAUUGCUUCUAUUAAAGGUUCAUCUCUUCAGUGCCUAGUGAAUGUGCUUAAAUCAAUGGUUGAUUGGGAGAAGACAUGCCGUGACUCAGAAAGAUCGAGUAAAAGCACUCAACUUACUGGUGAAGAAGAUGUGGUUGGAGAAUCAGUGGAGCUAAAAAGCGGGGAAGAUGCUCCCAGUAACUUUGAGAAGGCUAAGGCUCAUAAAUCUACACUUGAAGCUGCCAUUUCCGAGUUCAACAGGAAAUCGGUGAAGGGUAUAGAGUUCUUGAUAUCGAAUAAGCUGGUUGAAAACUAUCCCGUUUCAGUUGCGCAGUUUCUGAGAAAUACUGCAAGCUUGGACAAGGCUAUGAUUGGUGAUUACCUGGGUCAACAUGAAGAAUUUCCACUUGCUGUUAUGCAUGCGUAUGUAGAUUCAAUGAAGUUUUCAGGAAUGAAGUUUGAUAUUGCAAUCCGUGAAUUCCUCAAGGGAUUCCGACUUCCCGGGGAGGCUCAAAAGAUUGAUCGCAUAAUGGAAAAAUUUGCAGAGAGAUAUUGUGCAGAUAAUCCUGGUCUCUUUGCAAAUGCAGAUACUGCAUAUGUUCUUGCCUAUGCAGUUAUAAUGUUGAACACUGAUGCACACAAUCCAAUGGUUUACCCUAAGAUGUCAAAAUCAGAUUUCAUUCGUAUGAAUGCCAUGAAUGAUAGUGAUGCAAAUGCCCCAACAGAGCUUCUUGAAGAGAUUUAUGAUUCCAUUGUUAAAGAAGAGAUAAAAAUGAAGGAUGAAACGACUGACAUUGGGAAAACUGGGAGAGUAAGGCCAGAAAGUGAGGAAUGGGGUGGACUUGUUAGUAUUCUGAAUUUGGCGCUACCUAAGAGGAAGUCCUCAGUUGAUGCUAAGUCUGAUAGAGAAGCUAUCAUUAAGCAAACACAGGCUAUCUUUCGGAAGCAAGGAGUAAAGAGAGGAGUCUUUUAUACUGCCAAGCAGAUCGAGCUUGUAAGGCCAAUGGUGGAAGCUGUAGGGUGGCCUUUGCUUGCUACUUUCUCAGUUACUAUGGAGGAAGGGGAGAAUAAGCCUAGGGUUGUUCUCUGCAUGGAGGGAUUCAAAGCUGGAAUACACAUCACUCAUAUUCUUGGAAUGGACACUAUGCGCUAUGCUUUUCUAACUUCUCUGGUUAGAUUUACUUUCCUGCAUGCUCCAAAGGACAUGCGUAGCAAGAAUGUGGAAGCAUUGCGAACUCUACUUUCUCUUUGUGAUUCAGACGUAGACUCUCUUCAAGACACAUGGAAUGCAGUCUUGGAAUGUGUCUCUCGACUUGAAUUCAUAACAUCUACUCCAUCUAUUGCUGCAACUGUCAUGCAUGGAUCGAAUCAGAUCUCCAGGGAUGCAGUUCUUCAGUCACUAAGGGAGCUAGCAGGGAAACCUGCUGAUCAAGUGUUUGUGAAUAGUGUUAAGCUGCCCAGUGAUACAGUGGUGGAAUUUUUUAAUGCUCUGUGUGGUGUAUCAGCUGAAGAACUGAAGCAAACUCCUGCUCGUGUCUUCAGCUUGCAAAAACUUGUGGAGAUCAGUUACUACAAUAUGAUGCGCAUUCGGAUGGUUUGGGCCAGAAUAUGGUCAGUCCUGGCAAAUCAUUUUAUUACUGCUGGGAGCCAUCAUGAUGAGAAAAUUGCAAUGUAUGCCAUAGAUUCUCUGAGGCAGCUCGGUAUGAAAUAUUUGGAACGUGCUGAACUGACCAACUUCACCUUCCAAAAUGAUAUACUCAAACCUUUUGUUGUCCUUAUGCGGAAUAGUCCGAGCGAAUCAAUAAGGAGGUUAAUUGUUGAUUGCAUUGUCCAGAUGAUUAAAUCCAAAGUGGGGAAUAUUAAGUCUGGGUGGCGUAGUGUUUUCAUGAUAUUCACUGCUGCUGCAGAUGAUGAAUUGGAGUCCAUAGUGGAAAGUGCGUUUGAAAAUGUAGAACAAGUUAUUUUGGAGCACUUUGAUCUGGUGGUUGGCGACUGUUUUAUGGACUGCGUAAACUGCCUUAUUAGGUUUGCAAAUAACAAGAGUUCUCAUCGAAUAAGCUUGAAGGCUAUUGCUCUUCUACGGAUAUGUGAGGAUCGCUUAGCUGAGGGCCUAAUUCCUGGUGGUGCAUUGAAGCCUAUUGAUGUGGAGGGGGAGGCAAAUUUUGAUGUUACUGAGCACUAUUGGUUCCCUAUGCUCGCGGGUCUGUCUGAUCUGACAACUGACCCACGACCAGAAGUCAGAAGUUGUGCACUGGAAGUUUUGUUUGACCUGCUGAAUGAGAGAGGCAGCAAGUUCUCAACUUCAUUUUGGGAGAGCAUUUUCCACCGAGUUUUGUUCCCCAUUUUCGAUCAUGUGAGGCAUGCGGGAAAGGAAGGUUCAGUCUCUUCUGGAGAUGAGUGGCUUCGUGAGACAAGCACCCAUUCCCUUCAGUUGCUGUGCAAUCUUUUCAAUACUUUCUACAAGGAGGUGUGUUUUAUGUUGCCACCGCUGUUGAGCCUGCUACUGGAUUGCGCUAAAAGACCUGACCAAACAGUAGUUUCAAUUGCUCUGGGUGCACUGGUACAUCUCAUAGAGGUUGGUGGACAUCGAUUCAGUGAGAGAGACUGGGAUACAUUAUUAAAAAGCAUAAGAGAUGCUUCAUACACUACACAGCCGCUGGAGCUGCUCAAUGAAGUAGGCUUCGAGAAAAUGAGGAACCGAACUGCUUCCUCUCGUGGUUUAGAGUUCAGUUUAAACAAUAUGGCAUCUGUUGACCAGGGUGAAGUCCAUCAAUUUGAUGUCGCUGACAAUGGAAAUCAAGAAUUAACACAGACCAUUGACAGUCAGGAAUCAGCUUCUCAAACUAAAGUUGAUGGAUCUGAAGGUCUUCCAUCCCCAUCAGGAAGAGCUCAGAAAUUAGUGGAAGGUGGAGGCCUCCAACGGAGUAAAACAUUAGGUCAACGAAUUAUGGGAAACAUAGAUAAUCUCUUCCUCAGAAAUCUUACCUCUAAACCAAAGGGCCGUCCUUCAGAUGCUUCAGUUCCAUCUUCUCCAGCCAAGGCUUCUGAUGCCGGGGAUCCUGAACCUAAAGAGGAGGAAACUCCAUUGUUGGCAGCCGUCAGAGGAAAGUGCAUCACUCAAUUAUUACUACUUGGUGCCAUUGACAGCAUUCAGAGAAAAUAUUGGGGCAAGUUGAGAGUAUCACAGAAGAUAGCCAUAAUGGACAUAUUGCUGUCCUUGCUAGAAUUUGCAGCAUCAUAUAAUUCGUAUAGCAACCUACGCUUGAGGAUGCGCUUUGCACCUGCUGAAAGGCCACCUUCGAAUCUCCUCUGCCAGGAAUUAGCUGGGACCAGCAUAUAUUUGGACAUCUUACAAAAGACUACUUCAGGAAACACUUCCCUCAGAAAGGAACAGCCAGAAUCUUCAGAGGAUGAUAUUGGGGCUUCCAACGCUGAGGAGGGGAAGCUCUUCAGCAUCGCAGAGGAGAAGCUGGUAACUUUCUGUGAACAGGUCCUGAAGGAUGUUUCUGAUCUCCAGUCUGAUAUUGGGGAGACUACUAAUAUGGAUAUUCAUCGUGUUCUGGAAUUGCGGUCUCCAGUCAUAGUUAAGGUGCUUAAGGGCAUGUCUCUUAUGGAUAACAAAAUCUUCCGAAGACACCUACGAGAGUUCUAUCCCUUGCUUACUAAACUCGUCUGCUGUGACCAGAUGGAUGUCCGCGGAGCCCUUGGCGAUCUUUUCCGGGCACAGUUGAUGGUUCUUUUACCAUCUGUACCAUCAUAGUUCUGUUGCUGUCCUAGUGAGCUGCUCUCUUCAAGGGAUGAUUCUUCGGAAGGGUCACCUCCUUGCAGGACGCACCCAGCGCCUUAUUUUGCUAAGAUUAGUUUGAGCUUUCCCUCGAUAAAGUUGGCUCCUCAGAAGCUGUGGAAAUAGUUGCCUAUCGCAAGUUGGCAGGAGAUUGUGUUUCUAGCCUGAAGAUUGUUAUGCAUUGCUGAUGGUAUUUAACAAUAGUAAAGGGCGGCUGGUGGGAAAUAGACACGAAAUUGGGAGUUUGAUUUUUGUCGAGUGGGCAAAUAUAUUCUGUUGAAUUUGAAAAUAUACAGAACAAUUAUAAGGAAAUGUAUCUCUAUCAUUAUCGUCACGAUGUUGUAUUCUUUGCUCUAAACCCUGAGAUUAGUUGGCUUGUGUAAUGGUAAGAGAGCCCUUUUCCUUC